Messenger RNA from Cylicocyclus nassatus, 678 nucleotides. NCBI's taxonomy places the organism in Eukaryota, Metazoa, Nematoda, Chromadorea, Rhabditida, Strongylidae. The record is from the annotation of a GenBank genome assembly.
AUGCAUUUUUCGACUCGGUCGUUCCACUGUUUCGUCCCUGCCGCCAGCUGCAUGGAGGAAAACGGGUACGAAGCCGCACCGGAUCAAAUUGCUUCGGAGCAUUUGGAGAAGAGUGAGCUGGAUCAACUAUUGAGUUGGAUACAAACUUAUGGCGACUCCGAGUCCGAUGAGCGCAAUGCCCCUCGAGGAGGUCUUGAUUCGGAGGCUGCUGAUGUAGUGCCGGACGAUAAUAUCGAUAUCAAAGAUGACUUCAUAGUGGAGGAUGAUGAAGAAUCGCUAAGGACAGCAAAGUGGAAUGUAAAAAUGACUUUACGUUCACAUCUUGAUUCAAUUAGAGCUAUGCAGUUCCACCCUGUUGAACCAGUGCUAAUCACCGCUGGAGAGGAUGGAACAGCAAAACUAUGGAAUCUUGAUGGGACCAAAGAGAAAUCGGGAGGUACGACUGAAAUAGAGCCGGUUUACACUUUCCGAGGACACCUAGGACCUGGGCGGAGAUUUUCUCGGAAAUCGUCGUUUGCAAAUCAAACCGUCGCAUUGUUGGAAGAUGUUCCAGUAUUAUCGAGGACUACGCUCAAUUCGCUACAUGAUAGUUUCGUUGAUAUGACGCGCAGCGACAUGAAGACCUGGCUCGAAAAGACCCACACUUGGAAAAAUCCGAAAGGAUUCAAAUGGCUUUGA